AACAACGUACGUCCGAGCGCGUCUUUCUUUGGCCUUUGCGCUUGCAACGUCGGUUUCGAUCAACAACGCUUGCUUAAUUUCUCACGGUCAGAUUAGCCAUACGCAGAUUGGCGUAUCCGUCUGCAAGUAGACUUUCAUCCGCGUGGCUGUGAGUGCACUGCAUUGGCCAUUGCACGAUCUUUUUUCUCUCAUUCUUUCUCCCGAGUUCCCCGCAACCCAGAGUUGGCGUCUCUCACCCGCCACCCAAGUUCGCCAUGGCGUCUCAAGCACAGCUGAAGAAGCAACAAGAGCUACAAACAACGUACCAGAAUUACAAAAACACGCUGCAAACCAUUGCAUCCAAAAUCGGGGAUAUUGAGCAAGAAUCCGAAGAGCACAAACUCGUACUCGAGACGCUGCAGCCGCUUUCGGGAGACCGGAAAUGCUUCCGCAUGAUCAACGGCGUCUUGACUGAGCGGACGGUCAAGGAGGUGGUGCCUAUUCUGCAGACUAACUCGGAGGGGCUGAAGAAGGCGCUAGACGAGCUAGUCAAGCAGUACAAGUCGAAGCAGGAUGAGAUGGAAAAGUGGAAGAAGAAGAACAACAUUCAGGUUGUUCAGCAGCCUGGGCAGUAGAAUGGUGUCCGGAUCAUGCGGCACCCCUUUGACAGGGAGGGUACACGACGUAUGCUUGGUUCCACAUGGAAUACUACCAGCAUUAAGGCGGCAGAAUCUCGGCCACCAGAGUCAGAACAGACGCAGUCAGGCCAUGACGGAAGAAUGAAAAGUGUUCCGGUUCUGGGAGCAAGGCCACAGUGUGUAGAGAGUGACUCGAUGAUGAGAUGUUAGUACAGCAUGUCACGAUGUGACAGCAUAGCUUUCCCCACAGCAAUUCAAGAAGUACCCAUAAGGGUAUAUGUAUAUAACCCCCGUACUAUAGCUUCGGCAAUGAUGUGUGUGUGU
This is a messenger RNA of Bipolaris maydis ATCC 48331, 941 nucleotides long. RefSeq names its product Prefoldin beta-like protein. The record is from RefSeq and is a predicted model, not a curated record. Gene Ontology annotation, biological process: protein folding. NCBI's taxonomy places the organism in Eukaryota, Fungi, Ascomycota, Dothideomycetes, Pleosporales, Pleosporaceae. Gene Ontology annotation, molecular function: protein folding chaperone. Gene Ontology annotation, cellular component: prefoldin complex; cytoplasm.